AUGUCAUACACACUUCUUUCAGGAAGGCCAUCAGAUCAGGUCGAUUUGGAGAAGUAUCCUGGCUGGGAUCAGCUGAGGUGGUGGAACAUGACCCUGAGGGCCGGAGAUUGCGCCUUUGUGCCGCGUCAGUGGCGUGAGCCUGAGCUCACUACCCAGCGCAUUCACGUGUGGUUCUUUGGCGAGCGCUUCGAGAAGAAGGGCUGCAAGGAACACAUGGCGCGCUUGGCUGUCGGAGCUCUCAAGGAGGCCGGGAAGCGCGGCAUCAUCGUCGGAGGUUGGGCUGAGCUCUCGGCGGAGUCGUUAGGUGGGGACGAGUACGAAGAGCUCAAGGCAUACAGCCGCGAGAACGUGCUGUUCCUGAAGUCUGCGCCUCACGAAUGGCUCUUCCCGCAGUGCGCUUGCUGCGUGCAUCACGGAGGCAUCGGUACAACACAGGCCUCUCUCGGUGCGGGCGUUCCCACGGUCGUGACUCCCGUCUUUGCGGACCAGAAAGACAUUGCGAAGAAGCUGUCGGAAGACAAGACGGGCCAGGGCACCGUUCAUCUCUCACAGCUCACUGCUGCGGAGCUCGGAGCGAAGAUUCGCAAAUGCUGUGAUGACCCCACAAUCAAGCAGAAUUGCGAGAAGCUCCGCGACGUGAUGCAGAAGGAAGAUGGAGUCGGCACGACCGUCCAGUUCCUGGAGGGAUUCAUGAAGGAGGUCGAGAGCGGCGUCUGGAAGAAGAAGCAGGAUGCACUCUUCAAAAGGUGCUUAGAUGCCUGGGAGAAGCAAAAGAAGCUCCCGGACGCCAGCAAGUUAAUGGCCAAGUGGAACAUGGACCUGGCAGACAAGUACCAGCCUCUCCAGGACUACACAAACCAGCAGGUUAAUUUGUUCGGGAAGAUGGUGGAGCUCUUCAACAAGAAGAAGCUCUGGUGGGUGAAAUCGACACAGGGCUGCCUCGCCAGGAAAGGGGAGGCUCUGAAGUCCGAGGAGUGCGGUCGAUACAAGGAGUUUACACUGCUGGAGGAGCUCGAGGCCAAUAAAAGUGGAAGCAGGCUCCGCGUGAGAAGAUUGAAAGGAGUCGGUCCUGACGAGGCGUGGGUGUCGCCGACGGUGUCCGGCAAAGACAUUAUUGUGAAGGUGGUGCAUCAGCUUGAGAUCCAGAAGAUCCAGGGCGAUGCCCUCAAGAAGCAGUUUGCUGACAUCAUUCCGAGCGAGGUGAAGUUUUAG
Symbiodinium sp. CCMP2456 is the source of this 1212-nucleotide messenger RNA. NCBI's taxonomy places the organism in Eukaryota, Dinophyceae, Suessiales, Symbiodiniaceae. The record is from the annotation of a GenBank genome assembly.